Molecule: messenger RNA, 860 nt
Organism: Cyprinodon variegatus (sheepshead minnow)
Lineage: Eukaryota; Metazoa; Chordata; Actinopteri; Cyprinodontiformes; Cyprinodontidae
Gene: ccdc122
Product: coiled-coil domain containing 122
Exons: 6
Coding region: 40-828 (262 amino acids)
Source: RefSeq, a predicted model, not a curated record
CCAGGUGACAUAAAAACCUUGCAAGUCUACUUGCCUAAAAUGUCCGAAUUCGUUGACAACAAAGUCUUUCAGGAGGCAGUGAAGGAUGUCAGUCAGCAGAAUUACACCAAGAUACAAACCCUGAAAGAGAAACAGCUGGUAAUAAAAUCAAUGCAGGAAACUCUGGCAGAUGUUAAGAAGAAAUGUCAGCAUGCAAAGCAGGAGGUAAAGUCUAAAUCAAGAGAAAUCCAGCUGCUGGAAGGUCAGAUGGACCAUUUGGAGAGGCAACGGAAGGUCCUACAUGAUCGCUGUGCUUCCAUUAACAAGGGAAACAUAGAGCUGCAGAUGUAUAUACAAGAGGAGGUGGAGGAUGCCCAAUUAACACUUGGAAAAUUCAGCAUGUACAGGGAAAAGAUGAAAGGUCACAGAAACGCCGUCUUGCAGGCUGCGUGCCAGACGGAGACCCACAGAGAACUGGAGGAGAAAAAAAUGCUGGUCUGGAAACUGAAGCAGGAGAAAGAGCAGUUAAGGGAGGAUUUGGAAAACCCAAACGGGAAUGUGCUGCAGACUGCUAAGGGGGAAACUGAUUCCCUGAAGAGGGAGAUCUCUGAAAGAAGUUUGGCUGUUGCUGCAAUGACUCACCAACUGAAGAAAGAGCUUGACACUAAUGUCAAGUUAAAGAAAGACAUAGAGAUCCAAAACAGGCGCCAUGAAGCCAUUGUGAAGCGUCUCCGCUGUCAACUCAGUAGAACUCAGGCUGUUCACAGGCAAACACUGGAUGAAAUCCUCCAACUGCAGCAGCAGCUAACUGAGCUUAAGGGCCAGCAGCAUUCAUCUGAGGAUUGGUGAUGGCUUAAAUGUUGAAUUAUGCUUGUCCAGUC